GCAGCACCCCGCUCCAUGAAGCUGCCGAGAAUGGCCGGGUCCUUGCAGUUCGCCACUUGCUGGAGGCCAAAGCCAGCGUCAGCAAGACGAACUGCUUCGGCCGGACGGCUCUGAUCUCCGCGAGUGGCGGCUGUGAUGAAGAGGCAGUCCGACUCCUUGUCUGUGCGAAGUCGGAUGUGGACAUCAAGGACGUGAAGGGGCGCACGGCUCUGAUGGCGUGUCUUUGCAUCUCGGUAACCUUUCUGACUACCCCGCCUCCAAAGACGCAGCAGCAGAAGUGGUGA
Molecule: messenger RNA, 284 nt
Organism: Symbiodinium sp. CCMP2456
Lineage: Eukaryota; Dinophyceae; Suessiales; Symbiodiniaceae
Source: the annotation of a GenBank genome assembly